Ictalurus punctatus (channel catfish) is the source of this 2070-nucleotide messenger RNA. It is a transcript of the gene slc43a3a, whose product is annotated as solute carrier family 43 member 3a. The coding region runs from base 309 to 1856 and encodes 515 amino acids. The transcript has 12 exons. Gene Ontology annotation, biological process: transmembrane transport. Gene Ontology annotation, molecular function: transmembrane transporter activity. The record is from RefSeq and is a predicted model, not a curated record. NCBI's taxonomy places the organism in Eukaryota, Metazoa, Chordata, Actinopteri, Siluriformes, Ictaluridae.
CACAUUACCACUGGUAAUGUUCAAUUUCCUCUUAUUUCCUCACUUUUUCUUGUGCAGCUUUUCAAAUAUGCCUCUUUCAGUAGCGGUGAAGAGGCCAAACCUGUACAGGCGUCUGGUUCAAAACGUGAUCUGUUUUAUCUAGUUUCUGCAUGCUGUGUCUCUCCCUGUUCACUCAGCUCUCUCUGUAUCUAUCACACGGGAGCAUCUGGUAAAACACCAGCAACUGCGACUGUGGUAUGAAAACAGCUGAGUCAAGCUCAUAGCAGGCUGUAUUUUCGAAGACAGCAGCAGUGUUGCAGCAGAGCACAAUGCUGGGAUGCGACGGAGAAUCAGGAACAAGAGUUCGACAUAAACUGACCCUGGUUACAGGUCUGCUGGAGUGCCUAUGUUUUGCUGGGGUUGUGUUUGGAUGGGCUUCUCUUGUCUUCGUUCUGAAGACAGAUGGAUACUUUAGUGAUCUGUGUGUCAAUGUGACUGAAGCAAAUGGCACAUCAGCUAAAGUUACUCUCCUAGACUGCAGUGCUCAGGAUGAGCAGUUCUCUCUUAUCUUCACUGUUGCUUCCUUCAUGAACAACUUUCUCACUUUCCCCAACGGCUUCCUUUUUGACCUGUAUGGAACGAUGGCUACAAGAUUUCUGGCAAUAUUCCUCUAUACCACAGGGACGUUGCUUGUGGCGUUUUCAAGUAAAGCUCUCUCCCUCUUGCUCUUCCCUGCCCUUUCUUUCAUUGCUGUGGGGGGCAUUUUGUUACUUCUCACAAACAUGCAGGUGGGAAACCUUUGUGACACUCAUCGUUCGACUAUCAUUACUCUUUAUAACGGUGCUUUUGACUCCUCAUCUGCAAUUUUCCUCAUCAUCAAAGUCCUGUAUGAGAAAGGGAUUUCUCUUCAGACCUCUUUCCUCUUCCUGUCUGCCUGUGAUAUCAUUCAUCUACUGCGAACUCUCUUCCUUUUACCCAAAUCACACAUACCUUCUCCAAUCCCAGAGAGCUACACUUAUGGCGUAAGCUGUCGUAAGUCAAGGAGCUACAAUGUUGAAGAGUAUGAGAGCAAGCAGGAGUUGCAGGACUUACCGGACAGAGCAGGACAAAACAACAGCAGAGACACUGACCAAUUAAAGACAGAUGACUCACCUCAAAACUUAAGCAAAGACAGAAGCUUUAAGAGCUGUGUUCUAUCCUGGUUCUUUCUGUGGCAUCUGAUGUGGCUUUCACUCAUGCAGCUGCGUCAUUAUCUUUUCAUUGGAACGCUGAACCCAAUGCUGAACCGACUGGCAAACCAAGACCCAGCCACUGUUAGCCGGUACACCAAUGCAUUUGCCUUCACUCAGCUGACUGGCAUCCUCUGUGCUCCUUGGAAUGGCUUGUUAAUGGACAGACACAAAGGGAAGGCAUUGAAGCCAGGAGAGACAGAGAAAGAAGCCGACUUGCGCUCGACCGUCUUGUCCCUCUUCCUUACUUCUCUGCAGUGCCUUAUCUUCUCUGUGUGUACAACCAUUCCUGUUCUUCCUCUGCAGUACGUCACAUUCAUCCUGCAGGUCCUCAAUCGAUCCUUCCUGUACGGCGGGAAUGCUGCUUUCAUCAGCAUCGCGUUUCCUGCCCAACACUUUGGAAAGAUGUACGGGCUCAUGAUGUCCCUCUCAGCUGUGGUGUCAUUGCUGCAGUAUCCUUGUUUUGCCUUGGUCAAAGCUUUCGGAGGGGAUCCCUUCUAUGUGAACCUUAUUCUGACCAUUCUGACGUUAUUGGCUUUCGUCCAUCCUCUGAACGUCUUCCUCCACUGUAGAAGCAUGGCCACGCAGAGAGAAAUGACACAGAGCACGCUGCCUGCUGAUUCUUCAAGAACAGGACCUACACUAUAGUGCCUAUAAUUAGUUAGUUAUAGUUAUAGUAGUAUGUUACAUUUCAUGGCUACUUGUACAAAAUUAUGGUUUGAAGGAUUACAUUUCUAUAUCUCUGUUAAAUUAUGCAGUUUACUUUAAGCUGAAUCGUGGAAAAAAUAUAAUGCCAAAUCAAAAAUAAAUCAAAUAAAUAAAUCAAUCAAAUUAUUAAAAAUCAAUAAAAUCAUUAAAAUUU